CUUCGUCGCAAUUGCGCAGAACUCAUUUCUUGUCGCCCUGCGUCGACGAACUUCGUUCAAAACAUCUUAUGUGGCUCACGCGCGGUGAUUACCGACUCAACGCAUGGUGAACCACUUCUCGCCUGCAGUAUUCACCGCCUAUCCUGCCCAACCAGUUCUUUCGACGUGCAAAUCGAGCACGGAGUUUCGUCGGCUCUCUGCCGUUGCAGGAUAUUUUAUCGCACAACUCGUCUGUCGGCUCUACCAUGUGCACUGAGGUGCUUCACAUUUACAGCUGCGGUCAUGAAGUUCAGGAGAAGGCCCGCUGUGCCACAUCCAGAUGGACGAAUUGUGGCGUCCUCAACCGAAGAAUCGUUAAGCACGAUGAGAAAUUCCUCAAGCCGAUAACCAACAAGGUGUCGCCUAUGCAGGCCCAGCUCGAUGAGGACGCACCAGUUGCGAAGAGACAGGAUCGCGAAUCCGCAAUGUCCAUAGCAUCCGGCUUGGAAAUCAAGAGGCGUGCUAGGACCGGAUGCCUGCCAUGCAGAGAGAGGAGGAUAUCAUGCGGUGAAGAACGGCCGGUGUGCGCGAAUUGCGUGAAGAGGAAGAGACAAUGUGUAGACUUCAAUCAACGCGUCGCAUUCAAGCCACCAAUAGGAGAUUGGCCGGACCAUCCCGGAGACGUCUCUACGCUUCAAUAUCACAACUCCAUGCUUCCGGGCACGCAAUACUCGAGCCACCAGCCAGUGGGAGAGACGCAAUCUUCUGGUCAUGCCCUGGAUCCGAUGCAAUCCCAUCCACUGGUCCAGGAGUACUGUGAUGCGCCUUAUUCUUUCGUUUCCGCUUGGCCGCCUCUGGGCAAUCCCCGUCUUUUCGAGUCGCCGAGCUUUCUGCCAGCGCCUUCGGACGUAGAACUACUGAAAAUGAUGAAGGAAGGCAACUUCGAAUCGGCAAAGGGGCUAUCGAAAGAUGUCUCUUCACACAGCGCAAGAGCGCCAAAGAGUGCACAAGCAGGAACGCGUACGUCGAACGCGACACGCGACGGAGAUCAUAUUAAGACGCACAAAUUGCACGAUUCCAUAAGCACAAGGCAACCCACAACCGCUGCGGGUUUCAACGUAGGCCUUACGGAUACGGGGACUGUAGGAGCGGAGCGCCUAGUGCUCGGGUACUCUGUGGAAAAUGAACCAAAAGAUCAGCUUUUGACCGCUGAUAAUUUGCUCGUAACGCUUAAGGGCAAGAAUAUCAACAGACUUCCGAUUAAAGUAUCGGAACGGGAGAUCAAGAGAAAGGAGAUGUCUAGCUCGUUUCCAGGGCAUGGACUGAGGGGGAAAUGCGAAAGCGAUGUUUCGUCUAGUCCAUUGGCAAGCGCUGGGAGCACGGAAGACGAAAGUGAUUCGUCUGCGCUUACAAUUGAGAAGAGAAGGGUGGUAGAUCGGGUCAUGGCUUACUUCUACAGCAUAUUUCGUGGUUUGCCUACGAGCCGAAGAGCACACCUGAACAUCGAUAGAGUCACGUCUCCACUGCUGGGCAUCACUACAUCUCCGGAUUACUCACCAACGGACGGCAAAUCAUCGUUUUCAUUGCCCCCAUUAACGCAGGUAGCCGGCUCGAAACAGGACACUUCCACACCAUUGCAAGAAACGACGACGGCCAACCGGAAGUCCGCCGCAGGGCAAUCAAUCACUUCGUCUCGGGACGGCUCUCAUAAACAUGCACGAGGCGACGACGGCAACCGAUCGGGUGAAGAAGAUGAUGAGUCUUCAUCGAAACGAUCGAGGAAAGAUAAAAUGCCCUGUGAUAUUGAAAGCAACAAGCGAAAGUUUGCCUGCCCUUACUACAAGAGAAAUCCUGAUAAGUAUCUUACGCGGCGAUCAUGUGUCGGUCCUGGGUGGGAUGAAGUUCGGCGCGUCAAGGAGCACCUUUACCGCAAUCACGCACUCCCCAUCUUUUGCCCUCGUUGCUACGAGACGUUCAAGGUGGAGUCGUUCCUCCAUGAUCAUCAGCGGGCGGUUGAGCCUUGCACAAGGCGCCCAAGGGAAAUCGUUGAAGGUUUCGACAAGCUUCAAGAGAAGCAACUGAGAAGCAGGAAGAAGCCGCAAACAGAGCCCAGCGAAGCAGACAAGUGGAAGGAGAUGUAUCGCAUCUUGUUCCCGGCUGACGACGAAGAUAUGAUGCCCUCGCCGUGUAAGUAGUUGCCUGCCAAUUGCCCCUUCAAGAAGCGGAGAGUUUGGUAGCGGUGCGGAUCAAGAACGUCAGAAUGGCGCCUUGUCUGGACAACAGCGAGUCAGGGUCCAGGUUCGUGGAUGUCCUAAUAGGUCUGUUGGAUGUUAAACUGGCGAGAAUAUCUUGAUGAAGCCUGGCAGCGGGUCUAUCAAAAGGCGAAGUCCCCCGGCUUCAACGAACUGGCGCGCUACGAAGAAUUCCUUCGCCGUGAACUACCAUCAGCAGUCCGUCGCGAACUUGAACUUGCGGUGGAAAGAGAGUUUAGUCCCGUGGAAG
Trematosphaeria pertusa is the source of this 2481-nucleotide messenger RNA. RefSeq lists its product as uncharacterized. The record is from RefSeq and is a predicted model, not a curated record. The coding region runs from base 246 to 2174 and encodes 642 amino acids. Gene Ontology annotation, molecular function: DNA-binding transcription factor activity, RNA polymerase II-specific; zinc ion binding. Lineage: Eukaryota; Fungi; Ascomycota; Dothideomycetes; Pleosporales; Trematosphaeriaceae. Gene Ontology annotation, biological process: regulation of DNA-templated transcription. The transcript has 4 exons.